AUGUCGAACCUCAACUCCUGGGAGGAUGAUCCUUCGGCUCAGGACGAGCAGCUCUCUCGACAGGCCCAGCAGCAGCUCAAUAUGAAUGCGGCCAACCAGCAGCAGCAGGGUGCAUUCCGCCCAGCCAUUGCUUCCUUCCAGCCCGGUGCUUCGUCUUUUCAGCCAGGCGCUCAGUCUUUCGCCCCCGGACAGCAAUAUGGCGGGGGAUAUGGCCAGCAGUACCAACCGCAGCAGUACUACCAGCAACAGCAAGGAUACUACCCACAGUACGGUCAGGGCCAGGGGGGACAGCAACCCAUCCAGCACAACCAGCAGGGCUAUGGUGGCAACUUCAGCCAAGGAUACAACCAAGGGCAAGGUUACCCCCAAUAUGGUCAGCAGCAGGCGCAGCAGGCGCAGCAGGCCAGGCCUCAAGCUCCCAGAGCCCCCGCUGCUCAAGCAGCUCCUGCGGCAGCCAGCGCUCCCAAGCCCGUUGCCACCAAGCAGGGCGGCGCCAAGGUUUUGAGCAUUGGUGGUGAAGCAACCCCCAAGCCCAAGGUCGCCAAGGUGCUUUCCAUCGGCGGAUCAUCUGGCCCAGCUAAGGCCGAUGACAAGGCCGAUAUCAAGCCAGAGCCGACCGACAAGCCCGAAGCUGGGCAGAAGACCACAGCUUCUAAGGCUAUCGAAAAGACUGGAGAGAAGACUACUACCUCUAGCGGGCGUACCUCGCCCACCCCCUCCUCUGGUCGCUCCAGCCCGUCCGGGGGUGACAGGAAGCCCCAGCGCGAGAUCGACGCCGUUGUGAAGGAACAAGCGGCCGAUGUUGACGAAGCUACGCUCAAAGAAAUUUAUGGCAAGGAGCACGUUAACGUCAUCUUUAUCGGUCACGUCGAUGCCGGGAAAUCCACUCUCGGUGGUUCGAUCCUGUACGCAACUGGCAUGGUGGACGAGCGAACUAUGGACAAGUACAAGAAGGAGGCCAAGGAUCUCGGUCGUGAAACUUGGUACCUGUCAUGGGUCAUGGACCUGACGAAAGAAGAGCGUUCUAAGGGCAAGACUGUCGAGGUUGGUCGCGGCUUCUUCGAGACUGACAAGCGCAGAUAUAGUAUUCUCGAUGCCCCUGGCCAUAAAACCUAUGUGCCGAACAUGAUUGGUGGUGCUUCUCAGGCCGACGUUGGUAUUCUGGUCAUUUCGGCCAGAAAGGGUGAAUACGAAACCGGUUUCGAGCGUGGCGGCCAGACUCGUGAGCACGCCAUGUUGGCCAAGACGCAGGGUGUCAACAAGCUUAUUGUCGUUAUCAACAAGAUGGACGACCCUACGGUAGAGUGGUCGCAUGAACGGUACCUGGAAUGCACAACGAAGCUCGCCCAGUUCCUCAAGGGAACCGGCUACAACCUGAAGAACGAUGUCUUCUUCAUGCCCGUCGCGGCCCAGACUAGCCAGAACAUCAAGGACCGUCUACCAAAGGGCAAGGCUUCCUGGUACGAGGGCCCGUCGCUGCUGGAGUAUCUAGACAGCAUGUCUGCUCUGGAGCGAAAAGUUAACGCGCCGUUCAUGAUGCCUGUCAAUGCCAAGUACAAGGAUCUGGGAACUAUGAUCGACGGCAAGAUUGAGGCUGGUGUUAUCAAGAAGGGCAUGAACCUUGUCAUGAUGCCUCGCAAGCAGAAUGUGGAACUAUCCGCGCUGUACGGCGAGCAGGAGGAGGAAGUAUCGAUACUGCAAUGCGGCGACCAGGUUCGCCUGCGUCUCAAGGGUAUCGAGGAGGAAGAAAUUCUGCCCGGCUUCGUGCUAUGCUCGCCCAAGCGUCUUGUACACUGCGUCUCGGAGUUUGAGGCGCAAAUCAGAAUCCUUGAUCUCAAGAGUAUCUUGACAUCUGGCUUCAACUGCGUUCUGCAUGUGCACUCAGCAAUUGAGGAGGUUACGUUUUCUGCUCUGCUGCACAAGCUGCAGAAGGGGACCAACCGCAAGAGCAAGCUGGCCCCUACACAUGCGAAGAAGGGCGAUAGCAUCAUUGCUCGCAUGCAAGUGAUUGGUGGCGCUGGCGCCGUCUGCGUUGAGAAAUUUGAAGACUACGCGCAGAUGGGUCGUUUCACACUUCGUGACCAGGGGCAAACAAUCGCCAUUGGUAAGAUUACGAAGCUGAUCCUGGAAGAUUAA
Molecule: messenger RNA, 2136 nt
Organism: Cordyceps militaris CM01
Lineage: Eukaryota; Fungi; Ascomycota; Sordariomycetes; Hypocreales; Cordycipitaceae
Product: eukaryotic peptide chain release factor GTP-binding subunit
Exons: 3
Coding region: 1-2136 (711 amino acids)
Biological process (GO): nuclear-transcribed mRNA catabolic process, deadenylation-dependent decay; translation; translational termination
Cellular component (GO): translation release factor complex
Molecular function (GO): GTP binding; translation release factor activity; GTPase activity
Source: RefSeq, a predicted model, not a curated record